Messenger RNA from Truncatella angustata, 1257 nucleotides. Its product is annotated as alcohol dehydrogenase. The record is from RefSeq and is a predicted model, not a curated record. The transcript is spliced from 2 exons. Gene Ontology annotation, molecular function: oxidoreductase activity. NCBI's taxonomy places the organism in Eukaryota, Fungi, Ascomycota, Sordariomycetes, Amphisphaeriales, Sporocadaceae. The coding region runs from base 87 to 1199 and encodes 370 amino acids.
AUGAGAUCUCCUAUUAUCUUCUAGUACACGUUCAUCUUACAGCUUCAUCGACGCUUUUCUUUUCAUAACUUUUUAUUCUCAUUUUUAUGAUGGCUGAACUACCGAUCACAAUGCGCUCUCUCGUCGCACCCAAGCCAUGCAAGCCUUCAGGUUACGAAAUUGUCGACCUGCCUUUGCCCCCAAUCAGCAAUGCUGACGAGAUGCUCGUUAAAGUCCACGCAUGCGGUCUGAUGACUGGCGAUACUCAAGUGGCUUCGGGCUCCAUGAGUUUUCUAGUCAGCAUGCGUUUCCCGGCAGGCUUAGGUAUCGAGUGCUCCGGUACAGUAGUCUCCGUUGGCUCCAACGUCACGAACUUCAAGCCCGGCGACGCCGUUUAUGGUAUGGCUUUCGGGCGACCCAUGGAAUUCGACCGCCUAUCAGGAUUCUGUUCACAAUACUGCAUUGGAAGAGAGAAGCUCUUUCUGCACAAGCCUCCUCAUAUCUCGUUUGAGGAGGCGGGUGGCUUACUCAGCUUCACACUGACGGCGUACGAGUCUCUCCAGCUGGGCGCUAAGCACAUGGCCUCACACGGAAAGAAGCUUGAGGGUAGCACAGUCUUCGUUCCUGGCGCACUGAGCGCUACUGGAUCAAUAUGCAUACAGCUACUCAAGAACGUGUUUGGCGUCAGCAAGGUCAUAGCGACAGUGUCUACGUCUAAGAUCCCAUUAGUUGAGAAGUAUCUGCCUGGUUUGGUAGACCAGGUUGUGGACUACAAACUGACGCGAAAGCUGACAGAUGUGAUACCGGCGGGAGGUGUGGACUUUGCGUAUAACACGCAAUGGAAUACCCUUGAAAGUGUAGUGCCUUUGAUGAAUAAGGACACUGGAGUUAUCGUAUCAAUCGCCAGUAUCUUCCCUUCGCGACUGCUCAAGUUGGCUUUAGGGCCCGCCUUGCCUUUCUGGGUUGGUUGGAUAGCAGAUUUGGCGCAGUUAUAUUAUCGCUGGCUGGUCUGGGGCACAAACAUCAAGCUUGACUUUGUCUCGGGUAAUGGUGAAAAUAGGGAAUUGGUUGAGAAGACAGCAGAGGUCAUUGCACUACAGAAAGUAAAGUGUGUAAUGCGAAUUGUGAAUUUGGAGAAUAUCGAGGCCGUGAGAGUUGCAUGUGAUGAGGUCUAUACGGGAAAAGGCGGGAUUGGCAAAUUGGUUGUCAAGAUAGUGUGAGUAACUCAGAUAAUUAGACGCAAACUCAGAUAGAUGGUACGUAAUAAUUUGCCAGCGG